GCAUUUUCCUUCCUCCUCCUCCUCCUCCUCCUCCCUCCUCUUCCCCACCUUCCUCCACUCCCUCCCUUCCCCUCCCCUUCUACCUCCUCCUCGGCCAGCUCAGGUUGCGGCUUCUCUGGGGAACUGCUCACCUUUCCGGAGCAGGGGAAGCUGCCCCGUGCCCGGGAGGGAGCGGGCGCGCCGCGGCCCCCAGGACACGCGCUGACCCGGCUGCCCAGUCCCUCAUGAUCAUGAACAAGAUGAAGAACUUUAAGCGCCGUUUCUCCCUGUCAGUGCCCCGCACUGAGACCAUUGAAGAAUCCUUGGCUGAAUUCACGGAACAAUUCAACCAGCUCCACAACCGGCGGAAUGAGGACUUGCAGCUCGGUCCUCUUGGCAGAGACCCCCCGCAGGAGUGCAGCACCUUCUCCCCAACAGACAGCGGGGAGGAGCCGGGGCAGCUGUCCCCUGGCGUGCAGUUCCAGCGGCGGCAGAACCAGCGCCGCUUCUCCAUGGAGGUGAGGGCCUCUGGAGCUCUGCCCCGGAAGGUGGCAGGAUGCACGCACAGGGGUGUGCACAGGAGGGCAGCUGCCUUACAGCCAGACUUUGACGUCAGCAAGAGGCUCUCUCUGCCCAUGGAUAUCCGCCUGCCCCAGGAAUUCCUACAGAAGCUACAGAUGGAGAGCCCAGAUCUGCCCAAGCCGCUCAGCCGCAUGUCCCGCCGGGCCUCCCUGUCAGACAUUGGCUUUGGGAAGCUGGAAACAUACGUGAAACUGGACAAACUGGGAGAGGGCACCUAUGCCACAGUCUUCAAAGGGCGCAGCAAACUGACGGAGAACCUCGUGGCCCUGAAAGAGAUCCGGCUGGAGCAUGAGGAGGGAGCGCCCUGCACUGCCAUCCGAGAGGUGUCUCUGCUGAAGAACCUGAAGCACGCCAAUAUUGUGACCCUGCACGACCUCAUCCACACAGAUCGGUCCCUCACCCUGGUGUUUGAGUACCUGGACAGUGACCUGAAGCAGUAUCUGGACCACUGUGGGAACCUCAUGAGCAUGCACAACGUCAAGAUUUUCAUGUUCCAGCUGCUCCGGGGCCUCGCCUACUGUCACCACCGCAAGAUCCUGCACCGGGACCUGAAACCCCAGAACCUGCUCAUUAAUGAGAGGGGAGAGCUGAAGCUGGCCGACUUCGGACUGGCCAGGGCCAAGUCAGUGCCCACAAAGACCUACUCCAAUGAGGUGGUGACCCUGUGGUACAGGCCCCCCGAUGUGCUGCUGGGAUCCACAGAGUACUCCACCCCCAUUGAUAUGUGGGGCGUGGGCUGCAUCCACUACGAGAUGGCCACAGGGAGGCCCCUCUUCCCGGGCUCCACAGUCAAGGAGGAGCUGCACCUCAUCUUCCGCCUCCUCGGGACCCCCACAGAAGAGACGUGGCCCGGCGUGACCGCCUUCUCCGAGUUCCGCACCUACAGCUUCCCCCGCUACCUCCCGCAGCCGCUCAUCAACCAAGCGCCCAGGUUGGAUACGGAUGGCAUCCACCUCCUGAGCAGCCUGCUCCUGUAUGAAUCCAAGAGUCGCAUGUCAGCAGAGGCUGCCCUGAGUCACCCCUACUUCCGGUCUCUGGGACAGCGUGUGCACCAGCUUGAAGACACUGCCUCCAUCUUCUCCCUGAAGGAGAUCCAGCUCCAGAAGGACCCAGGCUACCGAGGCUUGGCCUUCCAGCAGCCAGGACGAGGGAAGAACAGGCGGCAGAGCAUCUUCUGAGCUGCGCCCACCUUGCUGUGGCCAAGGGACAAGAGAUCACAUGGAGCACAAAUUCGGGUGGGAUGGAGCCCGUGUGGCCCUCGGAGGACUGAAGAACGAGGGCUGACAGCCAGCCCGGAAGACCGCUUGGCAGCCCUGCUGGCCACGGCUGUUUCUUCUCUGUGCUUCCCGCGUUCCUCCCCAGUAGCCCUCACCUGCAUACCAACCCCUCCAUUACCCACGUUGGGGCUAGCAUGAGCUGCUUCCCUGAGAAGACAUGAGACGGGGGGUCCUCGUACCCUCUCCCACCCUGGUGUUUGAGCACCUGCGUGGGAUGCACAUGGAUGACAGAAUCAAGGUGCCAGGAUGGGCACUCUGCCCUGGAUACAGGCUCUACCCUCCUCCCCCAGGGCCGGCCUAGCGCCAGUUUGGUAGUCCCCCUUUCUGGCCUCUUGGACACACGUUUCAUCUUUUUCCCCUCUGAGAGCAAGAAGAGACAUGGCAUGUUCUCUGGGACCCUGGAAUCCUAGGUACCCACAUGUAUGCCAAAGCCUACCCCACCUGGCAGGUGUCCCACAGCAACAGAAGGAAUAGUAGUCCCCACUCUUUCCAUCAGCCCUACCCUACCUUCAUUCCCCCGACACCCUCUGGCUUGAACCAUGGCUGAGCAGUGCCGGCAUAUACUUCGCCAGCAUGCUUGGAUGCCCAGCUGUGUCCAGAGGUUGCCUGGGACCGCCAGUUGCAUGCCUGCCACCUCAGCUAGCCCCUGCCCACCUCAUCAGUCUGAAUGGAGUUGCCUUAAAUUGGCAGGUGGUACUGCACUCACUGCCCUUGGAGCUGUGACCAGCUCCUGCCUGUCCACCCCUUCCCGAGGUGGCUCCUGCUUAUCUUAUCAUCCCGGGGCUCUGAUUAGCCAGGCCUGAUCAGGGUCCUGGGGACGGCACCCAGAUAUGCAGAGUCACCCUGACACUGGUGCCGGGCUGACGACAGCUCCCGAAGGCUCGCACAGCCUCCCCAUCCUUCCUUCCGGGCCGUUGCGGCUCUGUCCACCUGAUCCCAAUACCAGCUUCCCCGAGCCCCUGCCACCCCAGAGGGCGACCACGACAGGGAGAGGUGUAGAUGCCACCACCAUCUGAGGGAGAGGAACGUGGAACGGUAGCAGGCUGUGAUGCUGAGAGGCUUGCCUCCAGGGGCUGGAAGCCCGGGUGGCCAGAGCCCCUGAAGAAGGCUCCCCUCUGUAUCCUCCAGGUCUCCUCAACGCUGGGCUGAUCCUGAAUGGCACAGGCCAAGGGGAGGCCAGCCUCGCCUUUCUACCCAGGCCCCCUGCCCUGCCCACCUCAGGCCCCCACCCUCCACUCCUCCCCACGGUACUGUGAACGUCCUGUGACUCAGCGCAGAGACAGAUAAUAUAUUUAAUUCAUGUUGUACAGAAAGGAGCGAGCGGUCUCGUACAGAAAAGCUGAUUUUGAUAGAUUGAUGCCAAAGAUGGAGAACCGAAGGCCCCUCUCCAGGCCUAAUGAGUGUGGGUGGGGCGUGCUCGUGUGUAUGUGUGUGUGUAUAUAUAUAUAUAUAAAGUGAGGAGAGAGUUU
Symphalangus syndactylus (siamang) is the source of this 3307-nucleotide messenger RNA. RefSeq names its product cyclin dependent kinase 18 (gene CDK18). Lineage: Eukaryota; Metazoa; Chordata; Mammalia; Primates; Hylobatidae. Gene Ontology annotation, biological process: protein phosphorylation. Gene Ontology annotation, molecular function: cyclin-dependent protein serine/threonine kinase activity; ATP binding. The record is from RefSeq and is a predicted model, not a curated record. Gene Ontology annotation, cellular component: nucleus; cytoplasm.